CGCGCUCCUGGAGGCGGCGCAGGGGGAACCGGGCAGCGCCGAGUUGGGAGUUUUGUGUCGCCGCCAUGAGUCGCAGCUACAAUGAUGAGCUCCAGUUCCUGGACAAGAUCAAUAAAAACUGCUGGAGGAUCAAGAAGGGCUUCGUGCCCAACAUGCAGGUUGAAGGAGUCUUCUACGUGAAUGACUCUCUGGAGAAGUUAAUGUUUGAGGAAUUGCGGAACGCCUGUCGGGGUGGUGGUGUCGGUGGCUUCCUGCCUGCCAUGAAACAGAUUGGCAAUGUGGCAGCCUUGCCUGGGAUUGUUCAUCGAUCCAUUGGGCUUCCAGACGUCCAUUCAGGCUAUGGGUUUGCUAUUGGAAAUAUGGCAGCCUUUGAUAUGAAUGACCCAGAAGCGGUGGUGUCCCCAGGCGGUGUUGGAUUUGACAUCAACUGCGGUGUCCGCUUGCUGAGAACCAACUUGGAUGAGAGCGACGUCCAGCCUGUGAAGGAGCAGCUUGCCCAGGCCAUGUUUGAUCACAUUCCUGUCGGGGUGGGGUCCAAAGGUGUCAUCCCCAUGAAUGCCAAAGACUUGGAAGAGGCCUUGGAGAUGGGCGUGGACUGGUCGCUGAGAGAAGGCUAUGCCUGGGCCGAGGACAAGGAGCACUGCGAGGAGUACGGGAGGAUGCUGCAGGCCGACCCCAACAAGGUGUCUCCCCGGGCCAAGAAGAGAGGCCUGCCUCAGCUGGGGACCUUGGGAGCAGGCAACCACUAUGCGGAAAUCCAGGUGGUGGAUGAGAUCUACAACGAGUACGCAGCCAAGAAGAUGGGCAUCGACCACAAGGGCCAGGUGUGCGUGAUGAUCCACAGCGGGAGCAGAGGCUUGGGCCACCAGGUCGCCACAGACGCACUGGUGGCUAUGGAAAAGGCCAUGAAGAGAGACAAGAUCAUCGUAAAUGACCGGCAGCUGGCCUGUGCUCGGAUCGCUUCUGUGGAAGGUCAGGACUACCUCAAGGGCAUGGCGGCAGCCGGGAACUACGCCUGGGUCAACCGCUCCUCCAUGACGUUCCUAACCCGUCAGGCUUUUGCCAAGGUCUUCAAUACCACCCCUGAUGACUUGGAUCUGCACGUGAUCUAUGACGUCUCCCACAACAUCGCCAAAGUUGAGCAGCAUGUGGUGGAUGGGAAGGAGCGGACGCUGCUGGUGCACAGGAAGGGGUCCACGCGGGCGUUCCCGCCUCACCAUCCCCUCAUCGCUGUCGACUACCAGCUCACCGGACAGCCAGUGCUCAUUGGUGGCACCAUGGGAACCUGCAGUUACGUCCUUACUGGCACUGAGCAGGGCAUGACCGAGACCUUUGGAACAACCUGUCAUGGAGCGGGCCGAGCACUGUCCCGAGCAAAGUCCCGGCGUAACCUGGACUUCCAGGAUGUCUUAGACAAACUGGCGGACAUGGGGAUUGCAAUCCGCGUGGCCUCACCCAAGCUGGUUAUGGAAGAGGCUCCUGAGUCCUAUAAGAACGUGACGGAUGUGGUGAAUACCUGCCAUGAUGCUGGGAUCAGCAAGAAGGCCAUCAAACUGAGGCCCAUCGCUGUUAUCAAAGGGUAGGACUUGGACCAGUGCAGACACAGACACCACUGACCCUCACUGAAGUGGAAAUGGACUGAAAUGCUCUUUCAGACCUGGCAGGUUCCAAAGUGUGCAGCUAUACCUCGCCAUGCUGGUGUAGCUGAUGGGGAGCCAUUGCUACAGAUGGUCUGAAGGAGUCAUCUUGUCCCCGUUUGGAAAGAGGUGGAUGUGCUCUGGUGUCCCAUAGGUUUUUAGUAAACUGUAUUAGCAGUUGGGAAGGAGUCAAGCAAUGGCCUUACUUGGUUAUUCAAGUCUUUAAUCAUCAAAAUGACCUUUGCUUCAAGUUUGGUUUACAUCCCAAGAGGUGCCAUGAAGAAUGUUCUAUUAAAUCAGAAGGUUUUGUGAUGUUG
Messenger RNA from Ochotona princeps (American pika), 1954 nucleotides. RefSeq names its product RNA 2',3'-cyclic phosphate and 5'-OH ligase (gene RTCB). Gene Ontology annotation, biological process: tRNA splicing, via endonucleolytic cleavage and ligation. Gene Ontology annotation, molecular function: RNA ligase (ATP) activity. Gene Ontology annotation, cellular component: tRNA-splicing ligase complex; nucleus. The coding region runs from base 66 to 1583 and encodes 505 amino acids. The record is from RefSeq and is a predicted model, not a curated record. The transcript has 12 exons. Lineage: Eukaryota; Metazoa; Chordata; Mammalia; Lagomorpha; Ochotonidae.